Lottia gigantea (owl limpet) is the source of this 519-nucleotide messenger RNA. RefSeq lists its product as hypothetical. Lineage: Eukaryota; Metazoa; Mollusca; Gastropoda; Lottiidae. Gene Ontology annotation, biological process: synapse organization. The record is from RefSeq and is a predicted model, not a curated record. The transcript is spliced from 3 exons. The annotation marks the transcript as partial. Gene Ontology annotation, cellular component: neuron projection membrane.
GUUGGUGAAACAGCCAUUUUAUUCUGUUCCGUUAAAAACCUAGGGAAAAGAACGGUAUCCUGGCGAAAGUUACCCAACCCCAAUCCUUUAACAGUAGCCCAAUCGACAUGGGUAAAAGACAGUCGAAUUCAUGUGGAACAUGUUCCCAACAGUCAACAAUGGAACCUUAUUAUACAAAAUACAGAUUUAGAUGACGAGGGCACUUACGAAUGUCAAGUUAAUAUGAAAGGCAAAAAAUUGAAACAUCAGGUAGAACUUAAGCUUAAAGGAAUACAGAUUGUAGGGGCCAAUGAUAUAAAGAAAGGCAGUGCUAUAUACAUUGUUUGUAAUGUGACAGUGAUAGAAGACGAAACAGAAUCUGUGUUUUGGUUAAAAGAUAAACAAAGACUGGAUGUUAUAGACAGUCAUAGAAUCAUCAUCAAAAAUUCAGUGACGUAUAACUCAAAAACUAAUGACAUCAUUACGAGUAGACUGUCAAUCAAAAAUACUGAUCUUAAUGAUUCUGGGAACUAUGUGUGU